Messenger RNA from Apiotrichum porosum, 3240 nucleotides. RefSeq lists its product as uncharacterized. The transcript has 2 exons. Gene Ontology annotation, biological process: intracellular calcium ion homeostasis; calcium ion transmembrane transport. The coding region runs from base 1 to 3240 and encodes 1079 amino acids. Gene Ontology annotation, molecular function: ATP binding; P-type calcium transporter activity; ATP hydrolysis activity. Gene Ontology annotation, cellular component: plasma membrane. The record is from RefSeq and is a predicted model, not a curated record. NCBI's taxonomy places the organism in Eukaryota, Fungi, Basidiomycota, Tremellomycetes, Trichosporonales, Trichosporonaceae.
AUGAGUUUUGAGAAGACCCCUACAACACCACCCAGCGACCACAAGGAAUCACUCCCCCGCCAUGCCAGCACGGUGACCGAUGACACUGUGGUCGGGCACCACAUGCCCUUCAAGCCCCACACCGUACCAGCAAGCAAGGUGACUGCUGCUCUCGAAGUCGACCCCAAGAUCGGUCUUUCUGAAGAUGAAGCCGCUCGCCGCCUCGCCAUCUAUGGGCCCAACCGCCUCAAGCCCCCCGCCAAACCCAGCAUGCUGAAGAUCUUUGCGCGCCAGGUUGGAAACGCCAUGACUCUUGUUCUCAUUGGCGCCAUGGCGGUGUCGUUCGGAACAACCGACUGGAUCAGUGGUGGUGUCAUUGCCGCCCUGGUUAUCAUCAACGUCGGAGUCGGCACCUACACCGAGUGGGAGGCCGAGAAGACUGUUGCGAGCCUCGAAUCCGUGGGAGCACCCCAAGCGACUGUUAUGCGCCACAACGCCACUCAGACAGUUACGAAAACGAUCGCCGUCGACGAAGUUGUGCCUGGCGAUAUUAUGCUCAUCAAGAACGGUGACAUUGUGCCCGCCGACGGCCGCGUGCUUGACGGCGUGUCCAACCUCGAGGCCGACGAGGCCUUCCUUACCGGUGAAUCGCUUCCCGUCGCCAAGCAGUCCGAGUCCGUCGAGGACGAGAACUGCCCCGUCGGUGACCGUGUCUCAAUGGUGUUUUCGGGCGCCCAGAUCACAAAGGGCCGCGCGUACGCUGUUGUCACCUACACGGCCAUGAACACUGAGAUCGGCAAGAUUGCGGACGCCCUCUCCAAGAAGGCUACGCGCACCGAGACUGGCUUUGCUCGCUUCUGGCACAAGACCAAGGUUCUCCUUGGCCUUGCCGAGACCACCCCACUCCAGAUCAAGCUCAACUCGCUGGCCUACUUCCUGCUCGGCUGUGCCCUCGUCAUUGCCCUCGUUGUCGUCGCCUCGACCGGCUUCAAGAACGUUCCCGACACCAUGGCCAUUUAUGCCGUCGCUGCCGCCGUCUCCAUCCUGCCUGCGUCUCUUAUCGCUGUCGUUUCCCUCACUCUUGCCCGCGCGUCCACCGACCUGGCCAAGCGCAAUGCCCUUGUUCGCCGCAUGGACGCCAUCGAGGCGCUGGCCGGCGUUGCCAAUGUCUGCUCCGACAAGACUGGCACUCUCACCGUUGGCCGCAUGGUUGUCCGCAGGCUGUGGAUUCCUGCUCUUGACCCCCGCGAGUCAGAGGCAGCCCCCACCGACACCAAGCAAGGUCAGACGUACACCGUCGAGACUGGCCAGGACCCCUUCUUCCCGCGUGGCGAGAUUGUCCCCGAGUUCCAGCCCCUCGUCCCCGCCGGCACCCUCGACCUCAACCGCAACGACACCUGCGAAUCGGAAGACAUCGCCAACGUUGAGCCUUCGUCCAUGGAGUUUGGACUCCGCGACAUGGCCAUUUGCGCCGCGCUCUGUAACCAGGCUACGCUCACCCGCCCCACAGACGAUGAGGGGUGGGAGGCCAACGGUGACCCCACCGAGAUUGCUCUCCAGGUUGCUGCCCACAAGCUUGGUUUCGGAAAGCCCGUCCUCACUGGAUCCGCUAACUCCCACCACAAGCACCCCAGGGAGCCCGGUUCACGCCGCUCGUCUUUCGUCCAGCGCCACGACAACGUCCACGGUGUGUACGAGCAGAUUGUCGAGCACCCCUUCGACUCGACCGUCAAGCGCAUGUCCAUUGCCUACCUGUACAGGCCGACCUCGCCGGGCGAGAAGGGCAAGGUGCUCUGUCUUAUGAAGGGCGCCGUGGAGCGCGUCCUCGACCGCUGCACCAUGGUCCGCGACAAGCCCCUCACUGAGGAGGCCAUGGCCGACAUUAUCAAGAAGGUCGAUGCGCUCGCCUCGUACGGUCUCCGUGUCCUCGCCCUCUGCGGAAAGUACGAGCCUAUCGAGUCUGCGGCAACUAUCCGCGGCGUCCCUCGUGAGGAGUUUGAGAGCGGUUUCUCGUUCCUCGGCCUCGCUGGUAUCUUUGACCCGCCUCGCAAGGAGUCGGCCGGCGCCGUCGCCGACUGCCACCGUGCCGGCAUUACGCCUCGCAUGCUCACUGGUGACCAUCCCGCUACCGCUACCGCCAUCGCCCUCCAGAUUGGUAUUCUCGAGCGCAGCUACGCCAAGUCGGCCGUCAUGACUGGCCAGGAGUUUGACGCUCUCACCAAUGACCAGGUCGAUGCGCUCGACGACCUUCCGCUGGUUGUCGCUCGCUGUGCCCCUGAGACCAAGGUCCGCAUGGUCGACGCCAUCCACCGCCGCAAGCAGACUACCGUCAUGACUGGUGACGGUGUCAACGACUCGCCCGCCCUCAAGCGCGCCGACGUCGGUGUCGGCAUGGGUACGGGAUCGGACGUCGCCAAGCAGGCCGCUCGCAUUGUGCUCACCGACGACAACUUUGCCUCGUGUAUCCGUGCCAUCCGAAAGGGUCGCUCAGUGUUCAAGAACCUGGCAAAGUUCCUUCUGUACCUUCUUUCCGGUAACCUGGCCGAAAUCAUCGUCCUCCUGAUCGGUCUUGCGUUCAAGGACGACAACGGCGAGUCGGUGUUCCCCCUCUCCCCCGUCGCCGCUCUCUGGAUCAACACUCUUGCUGCCGGACCCCCCGCCCUCGCUCUCGGCCUUGAGCCUACCGCCCCCGACGCCAUGGAGCAGCUCCCGGAAGCGUUCCACCGCAUCUUUACCGUCGAGUUUUACGUCGACCUCGUGUUCUACGGCUUCCUCAUGGGUUCGCUCGCCCUCGUCAACUUUGUCAUUGUCAUGUGGGGCGGCUACUUCCCCAAGGACCUCGGCGAGAAGUGUAACGAGGGCCUGAAUGCGUCCUGUGGUACCGUGUUCCAGGCGCGUUCCACGUGCUUUGCCACGCUCGUCAUUGUCCUCAUGAUCCACGCCCUCGAGUGCAAGCACAUGUCCCGCAGUCUCUGGCAGAUGGACCUCUACGACAACAAGGUGCUCCUCUGGUGUGUCGUCGUCCUCACCCUGGCCACCUUCCCCGUCGUCUACAUUCCCCGAGUCAACGACAAGGCCUUCCUCAUCGGCUCCCUUACCUGGGAGUGGGGAAUCGUCUUCGGCAUGAUCUUUGUCUACCUCGCCGCGUCCGAGGCUUACAAGUUCUGCAAGCGCGCAAUCCUCCGUCGCAAGCAGCCCGCAGCCCUCGCCCACCCCGUGAGCGACAAGACCCUCCACAUCGAGAACACCAUCCCGGUGUAA